CUCUUCCAUUUUGCUCUCUCUCUCUGAUUUUCUUGCAAACCCCAAACCUCCUCCAUCCAUGGCCGAUCAGCUCACCGACGACCAGAUCUCUGAGUUCAAGGAGGCUUUCAGCCUCUUCGACAAGGACGGCGAUGGCUGCAUUACUACCAAGGAGCUUGGCACUGUUAUGCGGUCCCUUGGGCAGAACCCAACCGAGGCUGAGCUUCAGGAUAUGAUCAACGAGGUUGAUGCUGAUGGGAAUGGUACUAUUGAUUUCCCAGAGUUCCUCAACCUGAUGGCUCGUAAGAUGAAGGACACUGAUUCUGAGGAGGAGCUCAAGGAAGCGUUCCGGGUGUUUGAUAAAGACCAGAAUGGCUUCAUUUCUGCUGCUGAGCUCCGUCAUGUUAUGACAAAUCUGGGCGAGAAGCUGACAGAUGAGGAAGUUGAUGAGAUGAUCCGUGAGGCUGAUGUGGAUGGUGAUGGACAGAUCAACUAUGAGGAGUUCGUCAAAGUCAUGAUGGCCAAGUGAGGAUCGGUUGACCAGAACCAAAAUUUGGACUUUAAAACAAAACAAAAAAAGGAACAUGGCAGAUAAGUUUAAAGAGAUUUAUAUCUCCCAUCAGGACAUCUUUAUUUGGUAUCGCUAGCUUUUGGUCCAUCCAUUUUCUUUUUCUUGUAUGCAUUAUUUGUGGUACUUUUCUGCUAGUAUGGACUUGUUUGAUCUCUCUUAGUAGCGUUGGUUUGAUAGUGUCCUACUCUAUUGGUAUUUUCAUUCUACUUUUGAUAUCCUGGACCUGGAACAUUGGGUGAAUUUGAUCUUUCAACUUGUGGGUGAU
Molecule: messenger RNA, 815 nt
Organism: Fragaria vesca subsp. vesca
Lineage: Eukaryota; Viridiplantae; Streptophyta; Magnoliopsida; Rosales; Rosaceae
Product: calmodulin-related protein-like
Exons: 2
Coding region: 59-508 (149 amino acids)
Molecular function (GO): enzyme regulator activity; calcium ion binding
Source: RefSeq, a predicted model, not a curated record